AUGGGAAAAGAACUUCCAGCGACAACGACUGCGGUUGAGGACAAGACAGGGAACGAAGACCCUGCUCUCCGCAUCCAGGAGGCCGCAGAAGAGUUAGGCCUCGACGUUGGCCAUGUCAAAGAGAUCAAGGGCGCGGAUGGUGCCUACACCUACGCCAGCGCCGUGGCCCUGGAGAUCGACGAGAAGACCAACAAGCGACUGCUCCGGAAAAUUGACUGGCACGUCCUGCCGUGGCUGUGCGGUCUUUACGUGUUGCAGUAUCUAGACAAAGGAGUGCUAUCCUAUGCUGGUGUCAUGGGUCUCCAAAAGGAAACAAACCUGACCUCCAAUCAGUACACCUGGCUCGGCUCCAUCUACUAUGCUGGGUACAUCGUCUUCGCUCCUGUCCACAACCGCAUGUUCCAGGUCUUCCCGCCUUCAAAGUAUAUCGCGUGCUGUGUCAUGGCAUGGGGUGUUGUCCUCACAUGCAUGGCCGCGUGCCAUAACUUCACUGGCCUCAUGAUUCAACGAACGUUCCUUGGUGCCCUCGAAGCCUCGAUCAACUGCGGUUUCUCCCUAAUCACGGCCGCGUGGUAUCGAAAAUACGAGCAUGGCAGCAGGACAGGGAUCUGGUCUGGCUGUACCGGUAUUGCGACCAUGAUUGGCGGAUUGAUUGCCUUUGGAUGCGUGGAAGGAGAAACAAAGAAUCCCGACGCCAACUUUUCCAGCUGGAAGAUCCUGGCCGUCGUCACUGGCGUUGUUUCUGUCAUCUAUGGUGUCUGCAUGUUCUGGUUCAUGGCUACCAGCGUGGUAACAGCCAAGUUCUUCUCUGAGGAGGAGCGAGUUCUGGCCGUGGAGCGGCUGCGAGAGAACCAUCAGGGUGUUGGCUCGACCAAGUACAAGCGCUACCAAGCUAUCGAGGCAUUCACUGACUACCGGACUUGGAUGUACGUCGUCUUUGUUCUCUCGUCCCAGAUCCCCGCCGCCGGACUUGUGCUCCUCCAGUCUAUCAUCAUCAAGUCCCUCGGCUUCACAGUCAAGGAGACGCUCCUCCUCAACAUUCCGCAGGGUGCCAUCAAUGUCAUCUGCAAUAUCGGAUUCGGCCUUCUUGCCGACGUGACGCACCAGCGUAGUGGUGCCGCAAUCCUGGCCGGCCUGUUCUCUCUCUUCGGCGCCAGCCUAUUCAUCGGCCUUGGCGACCAUGGCCACUUUUACCGCAAAAAUGGCCAGUUGGUUGCCUAUUUCUUCAUGAGCGGUAGCUGCUCCACAGCCUGGUUUAUCGUCAUUUCCAUGUUGUCGAGUAAUGUGCUCGGUACCACCAAGAAAACGACGCUCAACUCCAUCGUCUUCCUCAUUCUCGGCGUCGCGUAUCUUGUCGGACCCCAGACAUUCCGUGAUCCGCCUUUCUACGAGCAUGCCAAGAUCAGUCUUCUCGUCCUCUGGAUCGUCAGCGUGCUCGUCUUGUGCGGCUUCUUUGUGCUCAACACUUGGGAGAACAAACGACGGCAGAGGAUGCUCGAGCGGGGCGAAAUUUCGGACGGUCAUGGCACGAAUGUCGAGUUCUUGGAUUUGACGGAUAAAGAGAACAAGCUAUUCCGUUAUGUCAUUUAA
Molecule: messenger RNA, 1590 nt
Organism: Fonsecaea nubica
Lineage: Eukaryota; Fungi; Ascomycota; Eurotiomycetes; Chaetothyriales; Herpotrichiellaceae
Exons: 3
Coding region: 1-1590 (529 amino acids)
Biological process (GO): transmembrane transport; allantoate transport; dipeptide transport
Cellular component (GO): plasma membrane
Molecular function (GO): allantoate transmembrane transporter activity; dipeptide transmembrane transporter activity
Source: RefSeq, a predicted model, not a curated record